UAUAACAACAGGAUGGCCUUUGUCUUACACACUCUUCUCUGAAACUUCGCUGCCAUGAACCAAUUCAUCAAGAAAUCAUUGGCAGGCUGGUUUUAUCACGGCCGGAAAAGAGUUGUGCCUUAUUGUGUUAAAAGAAGUACUCGCGGGCUAAGUCAAUUGACUUUAGAGAAUCUUGAAAUUGAGUCAUCAUGGCAGUCCAUGGAGGGUCUGGUUAGAUGUUCUGCCAAUUAUGUUCCUUUGACACCAAUAAGUUUUUUGAAUCGAUCAGCAAAGAUUUUCGGAGAUAGAACAUCGGUCAUAUAUGGUUCUGUCAGGUACACUUGGGCAGAGACUCGUGCAAGAUGUCUGAAGUUAGCUUCUGCUUUGGCCCAGCUGGGGAUUUCUAGAGGGGAUAUUGUUGCUACACUGGCUCCAAACAUACCAGCAAUGCAGGAAUUGCAUUUUGCAGUGCCAAUGGCUGGAGGAGUUUUGUGCACGCUCAAUACACGCCAUGACUCAGCUAUGAUAUCAGUCUUGUUGAGGCAUUCAGAAGCCAAGGUAAUCUUUGUGGACUACCAGUUUCUUGAGGUCGCUCAAGGGGCAUUUGAUCUUCUUCAAAGUGCCCAAACAGAGCCUCCAAUUCUGGUAGUAAUCCCUGAAUCAGACAACUCAUGUCCCUCCAUUGAUACCUCUAACAGUCAUGAAUAUGAAAGUCUACUGUCAACCGGAAAUUGUCAAUUUCCUAUCAGGUGGCCUAAAACUGAAUGGGAUCCCAUAAGUGUAAACUAUACUUCUGGCACGACUUCGCGACCCAAAGGGGUUGUUUACAACCACAGAGGUGCUUACCUAAAUGCCAUUGCCACAUUUUUUAUUCAUGGCAUGGCCUCAGUGCCUGUUUAUCUUUGGACAGUACCAAUGUUCCACUGUAAUGCGUGGUGCCUGGUUUGGGGAUUGGCGGGCUUUGGUGGAACUAAUGUUUGCCUUAGACGUGUUACUCCAAAAGACAUCUUUGACAACAUAGUUCUCCAUAAGGUCACAAACAUAGGUGGGGCACCAACCGUCUUAAACAUGAUCGUCAAUUCGGCACCAAGUGAUCGGAAGCUACUUCCUCACAAGGUUGAUAUUAUGACUGGUGGUUCACCGCCACCUCCCCAGAUCCUAUUUAAGAUUGAGGAGCUAGGCUUCAGAGUAUCACACCUAUAUGGACUCACAGAAACUUAUGGUCCAGGAACAUCUUGCAUGUGGAGGCCAGAGUGGGAUUCUCUGCCUCCUGAUGAACGAGCAAAGCAGAAAGCACGACAAGGAGUGCAGCAUCUUGGUUUAGAGGAAGUUGACGUUAAGGAUCGUGUCACCAUGGAUAGUGUGCCUGCUGAUGGGAAAACAAUUGGUGAAAUUAUGUUUAGAGGAAACACUGUGAUGAGUGGAUACUUGAAAGAUUUGAAGGCAACAGAAGAAGCAUUCGGAGGUGGGUGGUUCAGGAGUGGUGAUCUUGCUGUAAAACAUCCAGAUGGCUACAUUGAAGUUAAAGACCGUCUGAAAGACGUCAUAAUUUCAGGCGGUGAAAAUAUAAGCAGUGUUGAAGUAGAAACCGUUCUGUUUAGUCAUCCAGCAAUUCUUGAAGCUGCCGUUGUGGCGAGACCAGAUAAUCAUUGGGGUCAGACCCCUUGUGCGUUUGUGAAGUUGAAGGAGGGUUUUAAGGUUGAUCCUGAAGAGAUAAUCAAAUUUUGCAGGGAUAAAUUGCCUCAUUAUAUGGCACCAAGAACAGUCAUUUUUGAAGACCUGCCAAAAACAUCCACUGGCAAAGUUCAGAAAUUUAUCCUCAGGGAGAAAGCGAAGGCCUUGGGAAGCCUUUUCUAAAAUGAAAAGCUAAGCAGUUAUUCAACUUAUCCGUGGAGCAGAAAGUGUCGCAGAUUCUUGCUUCCCCUCUUAAUACUGAUUUUCUGUUACUGGUACAACCUCUUGCGGUCACAUUGAGCUCGAAAUCUGAUGAAUUGGAAAGAUGGUGGAAAGAAUCCAGGGGAAGAAAUUUGGAGAAAGGACCGAAGGCAAGUUUGUCUUCUAAUCCGAGACUUCGGAAAUUGGACUGCCGGCUCCAUUCUUGGGAGCUGCCUCAUGAAUCAUGAUAUUGUCUAACCCCAGAAUAUCAUUCUUCCCAUCACGUCAUAACUCAUAAAUGAUGCUUCAUUCUUCGGCUUGAUGUCAGGCUUCAGUUGAUAAUCCUUUUUUCUCUUCAGAACAUGAUACUACAGUGCCCAGAUAUGCUAAAAUAACAGGUUAUGCUCAGUGGUUUUAGCCUGGCAGGAAUAACCACAAAUGAUUAGUGCCAUGAAGUUCUUUAUCGUCUGUAAUCAAGUAUCGUGUACAUUAAACAACUUCCAUGAGAAACAUUUAUAGCAGAACAUGCAAAAAUUUCUUUCUUAUUUUA
Molecule: messenger RNA, 2404 nt
Organism: Coffea eugenioides
Lineage: Eukaryota; Viridiplantae; Streptophyta; Magnoliopsida; Gentianales; Rubiaceae
Product: probable acyl-activating enzyme 1, peroxisomal
Exons: 2
Coding region: 55-1836 (593 amino acids)
Source: RefSeq, a predicted model, not a curated record